Messenger RNA from Myodes glareolus (Bank vole), 1254 nucleotides. The record is from RefSeq and is a predicted model, not a curated record. Lineage: Eukaryota; Metazoa; Chordata; Mammalia; Rodentia; Cricetidae.
CCUCCUGCCCCUGUUCGUUUGUGUUUCCAGGCUAAGCAUGGGGAGCAGCAUGAGGGCCAGUUCUAUAGCAUCCCCCUCCAGGAUCUGAAGACAGUAUUUCCUCAUGGCCUGCCUCCUAGGUACAUGAUGCAGGUGAAGACUUUCGGUGAAGCUUGUCUGAUGGUUAGGAAGCCAGCUCUAGAGCUUCUGGGUUACCUGAAAAAUACCAAGUUCACUCACCCUGCUGUGCGGUAUCUUCUCUAUGGGGAGAAGGGAACAGGAAAAACUCUCAGUCUUUGCCAUGCUGUUCAUUUCUGUGCAAAACAUGACUGGCUGGUUCUGCAUAUCCCGGAUGCUCAUCUUUGGGUGAAGAACUGCCGGGAGCUUCUGCAGUCCACCUACAACAGACAGCGCUUCGAUCAGCCCCUAGAGGCGUCCACCUGGCUGAAGAACUUCAAAACUACCAAUAAGCACUUCCUGAGCCAGAUAAAAGUUCAGGGGAAGUAUAUUUGGAACAAGAGGGAAAGCACUGAGAAGGGCAGUCCUCUGGGAGAAGUUGUUGAACAGGGCAUAACACGCGUGAGGAAUGCCACAGACGCCGUUGGGAUCGUGCUGAAGGAGCUCAGGAGCCAGAGUUCCGAAGGACACUUCCGCCUCCUGGUAGCAGUGGAUGGGGUCAAUGCCCUCUGGGGAAGGACCACGCUGAAAAGAGAAGAUAGGACCCUGAUUGCCCCGGAGGAGCUAUCCCUUGUCCACAGCCUAAGGAAAAUGGUGAAAAACGAUUGGCAUGGAGGUGCAAUUGUGUUGAGUUUGAGCCAAACCGGGUCUCUCUUUAAGUCCCGAGCAGCAUAUUUGCCACACGAGCUUCUGGGAAAGGAAGGAUUUGAUGCCUUAGAUCCUUUUCUUCCCAUCCUCAUUUCCAACUAUAACCCAAAGGAGUUUGAAAGUUCUUUCCAGUAUUAUCUAGAGAAUAAUUGGCUUCAGCAUGAGAAAGCUCCAACGGAAGAAGGGAGAAAGGAGCUGAAAUUCCUGAGUAAUUGCAACCCCGGCCAGCUGGAGCGGCUCUGCGCUGCCUUGUAAGCACCAGUGCCUGACACAAGCGGAGCGGCCUGACCUGCAGUGACGACAGCCGCAUUAAAGGCAGAUGUGCUCUCUAAGUGACCUGCAGUGACCUGCAGUGACGACAGCCGCAUUAAAGGCAGAUGUGCUCUCUAAGUGACCUGCAGUGACCUGCAGUGACGACAGCCGCAUUAAAGGCAGAUGUGCUCUCUCUAA